AUGUCCCGGCCAUACCAGUUCACACCGGACCAGGCGAGAUCGCCAUUAGACCGACAGCCACCGAACCCGUUCCCAGCUGGACAGCCGCCCUCAUUCAAGACGAACGUUAAUCGCGCCAAAACCAAGCGAUGGGUCGAGGCCAAGUCAUACUCGUACGACGGCGAUGACUGGGGUGAUGCCGACGAGUACGAUGAAUACGGAGGGUACGACGGGCCGUCCGUCCAGCAGCCAACAGGCCUAAGGCAGCCAGGUCAGGGCGUUGGAAGCGUGAAUGAAGGCGAACGCAACUACAUGGACCCUGCUUCCUCCGCUUCAGUUGGGCACCAUCGCACAACGUCAUACGACAGAGGCGAUGAGUACCGCGAUUUCUCAUCUGGCUCACAUAUGUCUCCUUCCGGACAAUCGCAGAUCAACAACAUGGAUGGAUCGUCAAACACCCGCUUCAACCCUACGAUGACAAGUCCUGGCGGGAUGGCCCCCGUCGCCGGCGUACCGCCCAAUCAGCAGUACUAUGCAGCAGGGCCUCCACUGCACGUACAGACCAACGCGCCGACUUACCACCAGCCACAAGGCGGUUACGGGGACCUUUCCUCCGGCGCUCGACAGUCGAGCGCAACGAGUUGGGGCCAGUCUCCUCUCGCCGAGUCUACAUCGAACUUGGACCCUCAGCAGCGACGAGACUUCACCCCGUCUGCAAUGCCCCAGCCCUUACACACACAUGCUCCACAAGGUUUGCCAAGCGCUGGCUCCUCCACCGGCGGGUCGUUCCCACCUCGGAAGGGCAGCCUAAGCCAGUCAUCACCCACAAGCCCGUUCGCCUCAGCAUCGGCUGGAGCGCCACCUUCAGAGCCCACGUCAGCCACCACAGGAGAACGCAGGCCGAGCAACCCAGCCAAAGCGUUACCUUUCAUCCGUCCUGCCGACAUCUACAAGCGCAUCGAGGAGGAACGACAAAGGGAGCGCCAGUCAAUGGACUCGUCAAGGCCGAGUAUGGAUUCUCUGACGCGCCCGACGGAAGAGGUUGGGGCUUCUGCCACUUCACCCAGGCAGAGAGUUAGCUCGGAUAGCUUGGGACCGUCUGGUGGUGGAAGAUCUAGUUCUGACUCCACGCGUGAGGGCGCUGAUUCCAGUCGGCUGCAGAAACCAGCUUUGGAAACCGUACCGGAGAAGAAGAGCGAGUACAACCUUCCCGGGUUUUCUGUCGCCAACCCGAUUUUGGCAAAAAUAUUGGGAGCGAAGCACGUCGAUUCUCCGUCUUCACCAACCCGAUCUGCUGAACCAAGCAGCGAGGAACCCCCCAUGCAGUCUGCAGCUAUUCCCGCUUCGCAGCCUGCGAGUGGAAUACCGACGUUCCCUGAAGAUCAUAGGCCUCCCUGGGAAGCGGCUGAGCGACCUGCCGAGGCCGGUGCGCAGCCUGCACAGCCAUCAAGCGUCGAGACCCCCCGUGCUUCUGCCGCCGGAGAACAGCCGAGACUCGACAUUCCUCAGAUGAGCUCUCAGUCAGCGCAGCCAGUGAGCCCUGUGCAGCACCAAUCGCCUUGGGGCUUCCGCUCUGCCGUCAACAGGGCUUUCGAGAGAAACGACGACGUGUCCGUGCCUCCCACGCCGGUAUCAAGCGGCAUAUCACCGCCAGAGUCUGACGUGUCGAGGAGCAAUACAACUAGCACAUCUGGUAUCAGCCCAAUAUUGAGUCGUGCACCGAGUGAAGCUACAGCAGCUAUGAGGGCCGGCGACGCUCCCGCGCCAGCAGUUCAUGAUGGCAGCAAUCAGUUUCAGAUCCCAAGGCAACGACCCGGUUCCACCGACUCGACCGCCACUCUGCAGAAUCUGCAGCAGAUACCACGGAGGACUCCACCUGAGCAUUCGAGGAACGUCUCAAACGAGUCGUAUCGCCGAAAUCUAGGCACUCCAAGCUCUGGAAACAGCCCAGCUCGUUCGCCUGCCAUCAAGGCGCAAACACAGCUCCCUGAACCAGAGGUUGCUCAGCUUGAGACUGUUGGUCCUACCGACUUCACCACUAGGGAAGCAGACAUCGCAGCCGUGGUCAACAACAGUGCAGACAACGAGGCUCCUAUCGCAGCUCAAAUGACAAAAGAUGCCCCUGCCGCUUUCUUGGAACACCGCAAGAACACCAGCGAUGCCGAUCUCAAUCCGGUCCCAAGGUCGGGCUCACCCGUGUCGAGAUCUGGGUCUCCUGGCAAGGGCAGGGUACGAGAUCUAGCGGAGAAGUUUGAUGCAGACUCACGACGUAACUCGACACAUUCUGUCGAAUCAAGGCGCAGCGUUGUUUCCUGGACCGGAAGCACCCCUGCAGGCAGCCGAUCGAACAGUCCGGUUAAGGAGGAAGCAUCCUCAAAGCCACUGCCGUCGGAACGCCCAGCCGCGGACAGAGUAUUGAGCUUCAGGCCCAAGCUUCCCGGCGGAUGGGAGUCGUUCGCUACAACCACCGGAACAAUGACACCUACCGAUGCACCUGAGGACCCGCGGACGCGACAAGAGUCACCCGUGCCAUCCACACUCCGGCAGAGCACUGUUCCAGAUGCACAAACACCAACCAGAGCUCCACCGUUGGAGGAGGAAGACUCAGAGCCUGACUUUACCCCGACAACAAAGAAGCGAUCAGUCGCACCGGCUGGACUGCCCGAUCCUCUAACUGAUCCCCUGGGUGCCGCGGCAUACGCGGGCAGUGCAAUGGCGGAAGCGCUCAAAGCUUCAAUGGGGCUUGGCGAGGAUACUGAAUCUGAGGAGCGCAAGGAAGAGGCGCGACGUCACGAAGAACCGCGCAAGAACCGGUCUGUGGGCGAUGUCUUCCUUCGGCCGCUCGCGCUUGAUAGGAAGGCUUCGUCCAUAGCGUCUUCGAGUGCGCCGCCUACGCCGCCACCCAAGGACGAUUCAGUCUUUGACACCAGGGAGAGGGGGACAUACGGAGGCUUGUCUUCUGCGGCGCCUCUCGACAGGCAAGACGCCGGGUUCUCAGCACAGGAGGCUCCCUCAUUUAGUACCGCUCGUCCUCCUUUGACCUCGGAACUAAGCACGGAUACGUCGAUGGAUGAUCUGGAAAGCGACCGUUUGAGAAAGGAGAUCGAACAGAGCUUAAACGACCCUCGGUCAUCCGUUCCUGGUUAUGCUGAGCCCGAGCCGACGAUGUCAUCUCAUCUAGCACCGGCGACACAAGAACCGGCUAAGAGAGAAAGUUCCAUCCUCCCUAGCGAGUACGAUAGUUACUGGGCGAGCAGAAACUCUUAUGAGCCUGAGCAACCUCGUCUCUCUGCCGAGACGCCAAGGCCGGGAGCCGAACUGCAAUCGGAGCCCCAGAUGCAGCAAGAGACAGGUCGUGCUCCAGAGACAGCGGUUACUGAAGCAGCAUCUGCAAAGACGGCCUUCAACACCAGACCUGAUCUGCUCAACCAGCGCUUCAGCUGGGAGAACAGCCAGACCGAUCUUUCUCGACAGCCAUCAGUGAACGCUCCCGUGUCGGAGCUAUCGACUGAUACAUCCAACGACACUCCCAGGGCUGGCUCGCCACUAUUGCAAGUCAUCGAUGAGGAUCCCAAGUUACAGCAGUUCGACGGAGUGCGGGGAGCGUAUGCAGGCACCGCGGAGACCGGCCCGUCAUACCAACAGCAGUCUGUCCUCGCGAACCCUCAGGCGGCUGAACAGCACCUCUCAAGGGAGCUGCCAGCGGGUGCCGCAGCCACACUCGGCAUGCCGCAGCCGAGCCAAGCAGCCCAUUCAGCCGAAAUGCCAUCUCGCAGAUCCCAAGAGGGCCUCCACGUCGUGAACGCAGAGUCCGGAGAGAUCCCUCAACUGCCCAGCCCAGAGGUGCACAAACCGGCCAGGGAAUCCAUGAUCGGCCCCGCCGAGCUUCCAGCCGAACUCGCCCAGCAGCGCCAAGAGCAGCCCCUACCUCCGCUCCCAGCGCAACAGGUACCGCACUCUCCAACCCAGCAAGACCGCAUCCCGCCCUUCCGCGAGAUCCUCCAGAUCAAGUCCGCGCCCGACCGCAUCGCAACCUACAACCGGACGCGCCAGCAGUUCGCAGAGAUGCACACGGGGCUGACGGAUUGGACUACCGCCAUGCUCGCCGCGCGGCCUGAGUACGCGGAUGUCGCAUCUGCUGCCUCCCAGCGCCGGCCUUCGAUCUCGGCAACCACCCCGGCGGGCUCGAUGAGGCAUAGGCAUCGUGCGCCGUCGCUCUCGCUUCCCACGCUUUCCACGCUUCCCAUAUUCGGUAACAAGAGCAACGCCGGCGCUGCCCCGCAACCGCAGCAGCAACACCAGCCGGUCACCGCUGGCUCGUCUGAUCCGGUGUAUGAGGGCCAGGGAUCGAGUCCUGGCGGCGCGGCGGCUAAUAGGGAGAAGAUGCAGGCGAAGGGGAAAGAGCUUUUCCAUACGGCUGGUGUACUGAGCGGUAAGGCGACCGUGGGGGCGAAAGGGCUGUUUGCGAAGGGGAAGAGUAGGUUUAGGGGCAGUGGGGGUGUUGAGAAGGUAGAAUGA
Messenger RNA from Coniosporium apollinis CBS 100218, 4497 nucleotides. RefSeq lists its product as uncharacterized. The record is from RefSeq and is a predicted model, not a curated record. The coding region runs from base 1 to 4497 and encodes 1498 amino acids. Lineage: Eukaryota; Fungi; Ascomycota; Dothideomycetes. The transcript is spliced from 2 exons.